This is a messenger RNA of Striga asiatica, 666 nucleotides long. The record is from the annotation of a GenBank genome assembly. NCBI's taxonomy places the organism in Eukaryota, Viridiplantae, Streptophyta, Magnoliopsida, Lamiales, Orobanchaceae.
AUGGUUAAAAUUUGGCCCCAUGGGUCUGUUAAUGGGGAAAAUGUCCCCCCAUCGGGUCUAGCGGGGAUGGGUCCGUUCCCCCUCCCCCCAUACCCGUUAAACCAUGGUCCCACGCACCCGCCCACCACGCACACUCGCAAUCGCUCUCGCUCUCUCGCAGGUCGCAGCUCCACUCCACUCCACGCCGGCAGCUCCUGCGUGCGACCGGCGGCUCCACCGCUCCACCAAGAUGGCUGGUUCCGCUUCCGCGGCUGCGCUGGCGCUGUCAAGCCCGCAGGCCGCAACGGGAGAAGGCGAGCAGAACUCCACCUCGAGGCCGGCGGUCAAGUCACCGACGCCGCCGCUGCAGAUCCAGACCGGGAACGCUGUGUCCUCACCGGAAAUGCCAACUUCGUCUCGCGUGGGGUGAGUAUUUCCAUUUCCCCUCUUCUUUAUCUGUUGUGGGACGCCGCCGCUGCCGUCGCUGCAAAAGGUAAAGCAGUGGUUGGACAGGGCCGCCGUCCACUGCAGGCACGCAUAAACAGCAAACGAAGCCGUCUCGCCAUUGAAGGAGCACCUGCACCGAAGACUCCUCCUUCCUCCAUCCUUCAGAAGUUUAAAUCAAUGGGGUUUGAUUCGAUUCACGCUAACCCCUCUGUACUUUGCAUUUUUUUAAUUGUUGAGUGA